CAUCCUGACUGACUGGUUCAGGAGCCAAUGGCUGUGCAAGGCUCGGAGCUCUGGACCAAUAACUGCUGCGCGAGGAAGCUGCGGGGAACAAUUGAUGAAGUUUAGCUGCUAUGUUUUGUUUUGGUCGGCCGUCAAUAAUGUGAAGUUUUGUUGAGGACUGACUGCGUAAGAAGUAUUUCUUUCUUUUAACACUUGAACAAUGAGGACGCUGAUGUUCAACUCUGGACCGGAAAACUUGGCGACGGCGGCCACCGAGGCGGAGGACAAGUUGGUGUGUGUGGGAGCCAACAACCAGAGCUACAUCUGCACGUCCGGACACUGCUGUGGGCAGACGCAGUGCUGCAGCUACUACUAUGAACUGUGGUGGUUCUGGCUGGUGUGGGCUCUGAUCAUCAUCCUGACCUGCUGCUGCGUGUGUCAGCACUGGAGAUCCAAGCAGCGCUUCCAGCAGCAGCGCCGGCAGAAUGAGAUCAACCUGAUCGCCUACAGGGAGGCGCACAACAACUCCAACCUGCCGCUGUAUCUCAGAUUCCUGCCUGCUUACCUGCUCCCAGCCUAUGAAGAGGUGGUGGACCGGCCAGCCACCCCUCCUCCGCCCUACACGCCCACGGCACUAGCAGCUCCGCCGGCAGACUCUGGUGCUGAAGCGCUGGACCUUCCUGUGGCCGUCUCCGUCCCCAGUGACAGCGACGCCACCCCAGACCUGCAGCAGACCCACCCGCAGGGCGCAUCUCAUCCAAGCAAGGACUCGGGCAGGUACCGGCGCUUCACUGGGGACUCUGGGAUUGAAGUGUGCGACAGCCACGAACUCUUGGACCAGCAUGGCUUUUUAGUACGAGAAGAAGAACCGGAGGACGAGGUGCAGACGGAGGACGGGUGUGGUGGCCACACAUCUGCACACAGACUCUCCGCUGUGGACGCAGAGGCGCCUCGGAGCUAGUCCUGCCGGGGCCACUCCACCUUUGGCUCAGGGGUCAGCGUGUUUGGACAGUUGUACUUUCUGUUUUUAUAUUAUUCUGAUUGUUUUAGAAAAAACGGACGACAAGAUGUUGCCACACGGUUCUGCUCCCGAGUCUUGCACUGGGCCGCGUGCUGACUGCUGCUCAUGACUUCUGUAUCCCGGACGCAGUCCGGUGUCUGUUUUAAUUGCCUGGUUGAGCCAAGUUGCCCCACCUUUUAUACACUAUUUUAUGUUGAUCUUCUAAUAAAGAGUGACAUGUCCGUC
Synchiropus splendidus (mandarinfish) is the source of this 1225-nucleotide messenger RNA. RefSeq names its product WW domain binding protein 1-like a (gene wbp1la). Bases 200 to 940 code for a protein of 246 amino acids. The transcript has 4 exons. Lineage: Eukaryota; Metazoa; Chordata; Actinopteri; Syngnathiformes; Callionymidae. The record is from RefSeq and is a predicted model, not a curated record.